GCAGGACGGAUUCGCCGCGAACACGGAGGUCUUUCUGCAGGCUUGGAGCUCCGUGAGGGGCGACGGGCGCUUCGCCAAUUUCGAUUGGACCGUGAAAGCUGAUCCGGACUGCGUGCUGGUGCCUGACCGCCUCCGGUGGCGGCUCGGCAGCUUCGGGGUGGGCAAUUUCUACGUGGCGAACUGCGACAGGGGCGGCCAAGCGCCGCCCAUGAUGUACGGCGCGGUGGAGGCGAUUUCCAACGAGGCGGUGCAGGCCUUCUUCUCGGAUCAGGACCGGUGCAAGAAUGAGAUGGGCUGGCAGG
This is a messenger RNA of Prorocentrum cordatum, 302 nucleotides long. The record is from the annotation of a GenBank genome assembly. Lineage: Eukaryota; Dinophyceae; Prorocentrales; Prorocentraceae.